AUGAGUACAGAGACAUGGUCAGACGGUAUAUUAAAGCGAUUACAAGUUAGAGAUGAAAUAGAAAAGAAAGAUUCGCAAUAUUAUUAUGCAUUUCAACAUUUGGUGGAGAAGCUUCAACUUGAACAACAACAGCAGCAACAUCAACAACAAAAACAAGGUAACAGUGACGAUCAAAUCCAAUCUCCAUUUACCUCUAAAUCGCCAUCUCCCUCAACUGUAUUAAGCAUAGACAAAGGCAAAGCUAAGCCAACCUCCAAAUCGACUAAAUCCAAAACUGCGACAGUAGACAAGACCAAUGACAAUAAUGACGCCACAGCUAUAAUCAUUAAAGAAAAUUAUCAAUUGCGGAGCGAAAAUGAAGAUUUAAUUUCAAACUUGAAUUCAAUCACUUUGAAAAAUGAGAAAUUGGAAGCAAUGAUACGGGAGAAAGAUCGUCGGAUUGGAAAAUUGGAGAAGUUAAGUGAUAAAUUGCAAAACCUUAUUGAUCAUUUAAAUCUUGAAAUGAAGGAAAAGAACAAGACGAUUGAACUAAUUAAUGACGAGAAUUUAACUAAUCAAAUACAAUUGAAUGUGUUGCGUGAUAAGCUUGAUAAAAAGUGA
Molecule: messenger RNA, 600 nt
Organism: Lodderomyces margitis
Lineage: Eukaryota; Fungi; Ascomycota; Pichiomycetes; Serinales; Debaryomycetaceae
Exons: 1
Coding region: 1-600 (199 amino acids)
Source: RefSeq, a predicted model, not a curated record